AUGGAUGAGAAACAUCCCGUCGAUGUCAAGUUACCGAAUGGCGAGAAGCUCCCUUCGUUCAACUUGGUUGAUUCGUUCCUCCUUGAGAAGAUUGAUCGGCUGUUCGCCUGCAAUGCAGGUGACUAUGUUGAUCUGCCCCAGCUCGUUGUUGUAGGGCAGCAGUCAAGCGGCAAGAGUUCAGUCCUCGAAGGACUGACCGGGCUCCCCUUUCCUCGAGACAGUGGUCUCUGUACUCGAUUUGCCACACAGAUCACCUUCCGCCGCUCCAAUGAAUCCAAGAUUUCUGCUUCCAUCAUUCCCUCCGCAGACUGUUCUGACACGCAUCGAGAGUGUAUGGAGAGCUGGGGCAAAAAAGAGCUCGACAUUCUGGAUGCCAAGUCGUUCGCCGCCAUCAUGCGAGAGGUUAUUGAUUUGAUGGGAGUGGGACCAUCAUCCGAACCGGGCUCUCCAGCCUUCUCCAAAGAUGUCCUUGUUCUGGAAAUUGCAGGCCCUGAUCAGGAGCAUUUCAGUGUGAUUGAUGUGCCUGGUACAUUCAAGAAGACCACCGAAGGGCAGACCACGACAAGCGAUAUCGCUCUCGUUUUCCACAUGGUCAAAGGGUACAUGGAAAACCCAAGGUCUGUGAUGCUGACCGUAGUACCAUGCACCUCGGAUAUUGCGAAUGAGGAUGUGGUGCAGCUGGCAGAUGACCUCGAUCCCUAUGGGAACAGAACACUGGGUGUCUUGACCAAGCCUGACUUGGUAGACGAUGGUGCAGAAGGAGGGGUCCUCAAUGUGAUGAACGGAAAAUCGCAUAGAUUGAAGUUGGGAUGGCACCUUGUCCGAAACCUGGGGCAGAGGGAGCUCAAGGUCAUGCCAACUUCCCGGGGAAGUCUGGAAGACAAGUUUUUCAAGACCAAGGCUCCAUGGAACGCGAUCGACAAGGCCAGGGUCGGUGUCGCAGCACUGAGGAUACGGCUUCAGAAAAUCCUCACCGAUCAUAUUCGACGCGAAUUCCCCAAGGUCAAAGCAGAUAUCAGGAAGAAACUACAGGAAGCUGAGAAGGCGCUUCGUGUGAUGGGGCCGAAGCGCCAAACUGCACAGGAGCAAAGCCAGUUUCUGACCGACAUCGCAUCCGAAUUUCAGGAUCUCGCCAACUCUGCGUCUCGGGCUCAGUACGUUCAAUCCGACUUCUUUGGAGAAGUUGCACGUCGGCGCCUGGCAACUGUAGCCGUCAAUAGAGGCGAGAUAUUUGCCGAGAUCAUGACCGACAUGGGACACGAGUUUGACUUUGCGGACGAGGAGAGCGACGGAGAUGACGAAAACGAAGAUGACGGAGAUGACGAGAACGAAGAUGACGAAGAUGACGAAGACUGCGACAGUUCGGAUGAGGACGGGUGCGUCGCUCCUAGCUUCGACGACGAGUCAUUUGGUUCUGGAACCUCCCGCAAGUCUACCAGACUGGUGACAGAGGAUGGCGACAUUGUAGAUUACGUCACAGAGGCAGAGAAAAUUGCCUCUCCUCGAAGUGACGACAUCCUUGAGUGGCUCACGGGAGUACACCGCAAGAACCGGGGCUUCGAACUUGGAUCUUUUGACUGCGCCCUUCUGAUCAUGACAAUGCAGCACCAGGCUAGGAAAUGGAAGGCUCUAGCCAAGGGCUACAUCAGCGACAUGAUCGCGAUUGUCCACACCCUCGUUUUGGAUCUCCUGCACCAUGUUGUCCCGGACAAGAACCUUCUGGGCAAUCUAGUAUCAGUUCUGUCGGAGCAUCUUCAAGCCAAGUACCUCCGAGCCAUGGAACAGACGGACUUCCUACUCAGAAUCGAGCUGGAGGGGACACCGGCUACGUACAACCAUGUAUUUACCGAGGUUCUGAACAAAUGCCGCGCCGAGCGAGUGAAGCGCCAGCUGGAAUCUCGAGUCAUCGAGGAUGCAGACCUUGGAUCAGUUGUCCGCCUGGAUGACAUAGUUCAAACACACCCGCUAAGCAACAAUGCGCAGGUUGUGCAAGAGAUCCAUGACAUUCUCAAGUCAUAUUAUGAGCUUGCCCGCAAGCGCUUUGUGGACAAUGUGCGCAUGCAGGCUGCUGAUCACUUUCUGGUGACCGGUCCAAACACGCCUCUGAAGCUCUUUUCACCCCGGUUUGUAUCGGGUUUGACUCCUUCACAGCUCGAUGAGGUCGCAGGUGAGGAGCAAAAUGCGAGGAGGCAGAGAGCUAGGCUGGAGAAGGAGAUCGGUCUGCUCAAGGAGUGCAUGACAAUCCUUCGAUGA
This is a messenger RNA of Clonostachys solani, 2253 nucleotides long. The record is from the annotation of a GenBank genome assembly. Lineage: Eukaryota; Fungi; Ascomycota; Sordariomycetes; Hypocreales; Bionectriaceae.